AUGAAUCCUAUACCGCAGGAAAAUGAGGUAUCCAACAACUCGCAACCGUUGAAUGGCAACCACACCACACCAGUGUCCAACUCAACAACAUCAACUUCAAUCAACACAUGUACAAAUACGCCCAUCAAUAUUGGACCCAACCUUCAACAGCCUCAACACACAUUUGCGGGCAAUGUUACUCCUCAACAUUUCAUUCUACAUCAUCGUCCAAGCAAUGGAAAAGAAGAAACCUAUCAAACCGUCGUCUUGAUGCAAGAUCCUAAUACGUCUGCAUAUCAUAACCCUCCUACUACCACUACCUAUGUACAUCAAGGCUAUCCAUACCAUAAUUAUGUUCCAACCACCUGUCAUCCAUUCACAACUGUGUAUGACCCUGCCUCAAAUCACCACAUCGUUCGAUAUGAGGCAUAUCAAGCACCUUCUCAUGCUUAUCACUAUUCAACCGUUCCUCCAGCUCUUCCUCAAAAUACUUUUCAUCCACAACAUGUUGUAACAUUAGCACAUCCAUCAGCCUACUCGGUAUCUUCUCAACCUUCUUUUACUCAAACAACGGUUUUAGGAGGUAGCUCCAUCCACCAACACCAUAUUCCCUCUACACCGAACCCACAAAGCGUUGCUUCCCCCCUUAAUAAUUCACAGUCAAAAACCUCUGGAUCAUCUCCAACUAAUAUCAACAAUGCCAUUGUAACAUCACUUCAAAAUAACAACACAUCAUCGCUGAGCAACAGCCCUGAAGAAUAUUCGAGUCCUCUCGAGCUUGCCAAUUCCCCUUCUAGUAGCAGAGACAUGAUAUCCGACCAUGAAACUUUGUCCCCUGUUUCUCCGUUCACACCUACCAAAGAACCUAGCCUUUUGGAACGUAUUCAUUCUGCAUCACCUCCAGAAAGAAAAAGGUCAAACUCGCAGAGUUCUGUAAAUCGGAAAGGCACCAAUAUCAACAAGGUCAAGAAAAAACGAUCGUGUGCUAGAUGGACAGAAGAAGAAAACAAGAAGUUGUUCGAAGCAUAUAUCAAAUAUGAUGGAAAAAACUGGAGUAGCAUUGCAAAGGCAGUGGGAAAUAAGACAAGUGAUCAAUGCAAUCAACAUUGGUGGAGAGUACUGAAUCCAGAAAUCUGCAAACAGCCAUGGUCUCCAGAAGAGGACCAACGUUUGAUUGAUAGGGUCAAAGAAGUAGGAGAAAGUUCAUGGAAAAAGGUUUCUCAAGGACUAAAAGGAAGAACAGAUCUGCAAUGUAGGCACAGGUACAACCAACUGAAAAAGAAUUCCAAUAAGAAGCCUGCAACAGAUCCUCGUGAGGAUUCAAACCAAAACGCUUUAGAAGAUGACAGAAGUGUCACAGAGACAGUAGUCCAGCAAGGAAUGGGUUAUCCAGAGUUUUAUUUUCACACAGCCCCUGUCGUUUCAACUACUCCAGUUCAGUACCAACAUGCUCCUGUUGAAUAUCGUGAAACUGUUGUUGCCGAAGGGGAGGUACCUCCUCAGUUGGUAGUGCACCAAUAUCAAACCCAACCUAUUCAACACCUCCAACAAAUUCAACCUAUCACCCAACCUAUUCAACAUCUUCAACCAAUUCAAACAAUUCAAACAAUUCAACCUCUUCCUGUUCAGUCACUCCAUGCAAUUCCUAUUCAGCCAAUACAUGCUGUUCAUACCGUGCAACCUGUUGUACCUCCAACUCACAAUGUUUACCAUUAUAUACCAGUUUACCAACAACCUGUGAAUCCUCAUCCUCCCACAUUUUAUCAAGAGGUGUCCUCUGUUCCUAAUGAAGCUCAACAAGAAAGUGAAGAAUUUUUCGAACCAAUCCCAGACCAGCCUAAUUUGGACGAAAGUACAUCAGAUCUCGAUGGAGUCUUUAAUACAGAGCAAAGACCAGAAAAGGAUACCAAAGAUUAUGUAGCAGAGAUUUUUGACCAAGAGCAGCGAGAUGCGUUUGAUUGA
Molecule: messenger RNA, 1941 nt
Organism: Naegleria fowleri
Lineage: Eukaryota; Heterolobosea; Eutetramitea; Acrasida; Naegleriidae
Exons: 1
Coding region: 1-1941 (646 amino acids)
Source: RefSeq, a predicted model, not a curated record